AUGAAAAAUGCCGAAACAAACUAAUGGAUAACAAUAGGUAGAACUGAAACAAUUAAAGAUAAUCUUAACCCAAAUUUCAAAAAGACUUUUGUAGUCGACUACAUAUUCGAAGUAAAACAAUAAUGUAGAUUUUAAGUACUCGAUGACGAUGGAAAAAAUAGUUUUGAUGAAGUUGGUGAAUGUUAAACAACAAUAGGGGCAAUAGUUGGAGCCAAAAAUAACAUAUAUAUAGCCGAUAUAUAAAGGAAAGGGUAAUCAGCUGGUAAUAUAGUAAUUUUAUCAGAAGCUACCUAAGAUUGCAGAGAUCAUAUUUAUAUGCAAUGGAAAGGCGUUAAAUUGAAAAAUGUUGACGGCUUAUUUGAUAAAAGUGACCCUUUUUUGAGAUUUAAAAGAGUUCGUGAAGACAAAAUGUAAUUCCUUAGUCAUGAAACAGAAGUUAUUAUGGACAAUCUUAAUCCUAUAUGGAAGCCUUUUGAGAUUACAGGAUAAAAGUUAUACAAUGGCGACAAGUAUAGGCCUAUAAAAUUAGAAUGUUGGGAUUGGUAAAAAAACUAAAAUCAUUAAUUUAUAGGCGAAUGUCAAUUUUCUAUAUAAGAUUUGUUAAAUGGGAAAAAAGAAUUCGAACUAUAUGAUAGUAAAUAAAAAAAAACAGGGAAUUUAUAAUUAAUUAAUUUUAAUUUAACUGAGAGACCUACUUUUCUAGAUUAUAUUAGAGGAAACACAUAAAUAAAUGUUGUUUUAGCAGUUGAUUUUACGGCUUCAAAUGGUGCUAUUUAAUAACCUAAUUCAUUGCAUUAUAUAAACCCAAAUAAUUAAUAAUUAAAUUAAUAUCAAUAAGCUAUACUUUCUGUUGGAGAAAUUUUACUUGAUUAUGAUUUUGAUAAAAAAGUUCCUUGUUAUGGUUUUGGUGGCCAUCCUAAAUUUCCAAAUUUUCACUUAAACGGAGUUUCACAUUGUUUUCCAUUAAGUGGAAAUCCAUAAGACACUGAAGCUUUAGGAACAAUCGAAAUUUUAAAUUUAUAUAGAUACUCUUUACAAUAUGUCAGUUUAAGUGGACCCACUUUAUUCGGGCCUAUUCUAUAAGAGACACUAAAAUUAGCUAAUUUAUGUAAAAGUUAAGGCUCUUAAAUAUAUACUGUACUUUUAAUACUUACUGAUGGUGAAAUUCAUGAUAUGGAAAAUACUAUUGAGGCAAUUAUUGAAGCUUCAAAUUUACCAUUGUCUGUAAUUAUUAUUGGGGUAGGAAAUUCUUAAUUUGAUAAUAUGUAAAAGUUAGAUGGAGAUAAUGGACAGUUAGCGGGGUAAGGAGGCAGAAAACCUUCAAGAGAUUUAGUUUAAUUUGUUCCUUUUAGAAAUGCUAAUUAAAAUCCAAUUGUUUUGGCCUAGUAAGUUUUGGCAGAAGUACCAGAUUAACUUGUUAAGUAUAUGAUUUAAUAAGGUAUUAAACCUACUCCUCCAACAUAUAUUAAUUAAUCUUAAGCUGGUAUGGGUUAAACAUAAAUGAUAAAUCUUUAAUAAUAAUGA
Messenger RNA from Ichthyophthirius multifiliis, 1524 nucleotides. RefSeq lists its product as hypothetical. The transcript has 2 exons. Gene Ontology annotation, cellular component: plasma membrane. Gene Ontology annotation, molecular function: calcium-dependent phospholipid binding. Gene Ontology annotation, biological process: cellular response to calcium ion. NCBI's taxonomy places the organism in Eukaryota, Ciliophora, Oligohymenophorea, Hymenostomatida. The record is from RefSeq and is a predicted model, not a curated record.